AUGGACUCUAAAACAAUGGAAGUGGCUGCUCUGGAUCGACCUUUCACCUUAGGGAUGCUCUAUGAUGCCCGGAGUGAUAAACUCAUCCCAGGUGUCACACUGUGGGAUGCUCAAACACUGCAGGAGAAGUCGAAGGAGCAUAAUCAGCAUAGCAGUGAGUUUGAAGUCAGUGCAACUGAUUCCAUUGAAAAAAAGUUGUUACUGCUGGAUGUUGAUGCUUCUUUGAAGACCAGUUUCUUUAGUGGACUCUUUGAAGUCGGAGGAUCAGCCAAGUAUCUGAAUGAUAAGAAGAAAUCUCACAAACAAAGUCGAGUCACCCUUCAGUACAAAGCCACCACCAAAUUUAAGCAGCUGAGUUUGACUCCUGAUAAAACCAAGAAAACUGAACAAGCAGAAAAUGUUAAGAAUUUUGCAACUCACGUAGUCACAGGAAUCCUUUAUGGAGCAAAUGCUUUCUUUGUGUUUGACAGUGAAACGUCAGAUGCUGGCAGCAUUCAGGACAUCAAAGAAACCAUGCAAACUCUGAUAAAGAAGAUCCCGUCAUUUAAUGUUGAUGGAAAAGUUGACAUUAAGCUGAGUGAUGAAGAAAAAGCUGCAACUGAUAAAUUCACCUGCAAAUUCUAUGGAGACUUCAUUCUUGAAAGCAACCCUGCAACAUUUGAAGAUGCAGUGAAGACAUAUAGCCAACUUCCAAAACUACUGGGAGAAAACAGAGAAAACUGUGUUCCACUGAAGGUCACACUGAUGCCUCUGAAGCAUUUACAUCUACAAGCUGCUGAGAUGAAGACAGAGAUCAACACUGAGGUUGUAAGAAAGGCUCAAAAUGCUCUGAACGACCUCUUUAAUCUGGAAAUAAGAUGCAAUGAUCUGCUCGAGGAUAGAGUGGUGAGAAGCUUUCCACAGAUACAAGACAAGCUGAUCAGAUUCAAGAAGCUGUGCCAGUAUUUCAGAUCUUCACUCCAGGAAACAAUGGCUGAGAAACUUCCCUCCAUCAGGGCAGGUAAGGAAGAUGAGAAGGAAUUAGUGAAAGUGUUUGAUGACAGAGACAAGUCACCGUUCAGUCAGGAGAAAUUAACCAAGUGGAUCGAAAAUGAAGAGAGAGAGGUCAUCAUCAUCAGUUACUUUGUAGACAUGAUGGAGGGAACAAAGAUUAUCUCAGAUCAGUCUGAGCUGGACAGAGAGGUGUUUAAUCCACGAAUAGAGCCCAUUCUCUGCUUUGUUUUUACCUCCCUGAAAUCCACUGACCUAUAUCUGCAGUAUAUGUCUGAUUACUUGGAUAAAAGGACACUGGAAGAUACUGAUGGCAACACUCCACCUACACAGGACCAGUGGUACUUCUCAAAUGAAGUUAGAGCCAAAAUGAAAAAAAAGGCAGAAGCUGUGAAGAACUGCAGCAAACUGUUUAUAACAGCCAUUGAAAAUGAGAAAUACGAAGGAGCAACUAUCUACUACUACGGGAACACAAACCUCGUCACUGAUGAUUUCUCAUGUUUCAUUGAUGACACUGAUGUGGAAAAGGUGACAAACAGAGCAGUGCUGAUGAUUUAUGCAUGUAACCUCACCCUGGAUGCAAACACAGCACAACAUGAACUCUUUGUCUCUGAAGAAAACAAGCAGGUGACAUAUGUAGCGGGUCAUAAAAAUCCUAACCUUCCUCAAGAAAGUAAUGGCUUGACUCAGGUUCUGUGCAUAGAGGCUCUGAAAAGGCAGUGUUACUGGGAGGUGGACUGCUAUAUUGUUAUUGGUGAAGUUUCUGUGGGUGUUUGCUACAAACAACUUCAACAGGAGCAAGAUCAGCAGCUUGGAAACAACAAAAAGUCCUGGUGUAUUUCUCUUAAAAAUGAUGGCAGUAAAAUACAUGUCAGUGCAAAACAUAAUAAAAACGAGUUGGAACUUCAAACCAUUCAUCCAGCCAGACUGGGAGUGUUUCUGAACUGGCCUGCUGGUACACUGUCCUACUAUGAAGUCUCAGCUGAAAAACUGAAUCACAUUCACACCUUCAAAACCAAAUUCUAUGAGCCCGUUUAUCCAGCAUUCUACAUCUAUAAUUGCACACCUUGUUUAGAUCCAGUAGUUCAGCUGAUGUUCUAA
Messenger RNA from Oreochromis niloticus (Nile tilapia), 2091 nucleotides. Its product is annotated as neoverrucotoxin subunit alpha-like. Bases 1 to 2091 code for a protein of 696 amino acids. The transcript is spliced from 4 exons. NCBI's taxonomy places the organism in Eukaryota, Metazoa, Chordata, Actinopteri, Cichliformes, Cichlidae. Gene Ontology annotation, molecular function: protein binding. The record is from RefSeq and is a predicted model, not a curated record.